AUGGAUUCGUCCACACUGUAUGAGUUACCAGAGCGUUCCCGCAUAUUCGCCCAAGCUCUUGAACUUAAACUUCCCCCCUGCGAUUUUUGGAUUCUCAGACGUUUGAUGUUCUGCACUCUAAUCAGACAGUCAUUACCUCGUCUUUGGGGGAUUUACUUGAAUCUGGUGCACCACCGCUUCGAAGACGAGACCACUGCAGCCAAGGCCAUUCUGAAAGAGGGUGCGGAAAAUUGGCUUAAAGAAGAAACCCCAAAAUCCGAAGAUAUCAAAUGGAUUGAGGAGACUAAGAGUCGAUGGACUCCCAUGAUAGGAGGGGAUUGGGUGCCAGCUAAUAAAACUUGGAUUGAAUGCGUCGCUGAAAUGGGCGAACUCACCGAAAUUCGUGACCAUGUGAAGCAGGAGAGACAGAAAGCCUACAUAACAUACGCUUUUCUUACAUUUAGCGCAGAUUUACCGGAUAUGAGUAAAGUCCGGUGGGGAGAGGCUAUUUGGAGGGAAUUUGGUUUGGAUCAAUACCAGGACCCGGCGCUCCUACAACAAGCUUACUAUCAUGCAUUGCAUGAAGGUUUCAAAGCCGCAGGUGUUGCUGGUACAUCGAUUCAGUUUGAGGUCUUCUGGAAGCACUAUCGCAACAACACUCUCUUCGAAUGGAUGAAGAGGAGCCAGCCGAUGAAUGCCGCGGUUUUUGAACACUGUGGCGCCCGCUUUGUCUCAAGAUUACCCGCAUCCUCGUCAGCUAUGGCUAAGCCAGCAAGUGGAAACCAAGUAAUGUCAGUAUCCCAGCUGCUGAAUCAGUGA
Talaromyces stipitatus ATCC 10500 is the source of this 798-nucleotide messenger RNA. RefSeq lists its product as uncharacterized. The record is from RefSeq and is a predicted model, not a curated record. The coding region runs from base 1 to 798 and encodes 265 amino acids. The transcript has 2 exons. NCBI's taxonomy places the organism in Eukaryota, Fungi, Ascomycota, Eurotiomycetes, Eurotiales, Trichocomaceae.